This is a messenger RNA of Macadamia integrifolia, 737 nucleotides long. RefSeq lists its product as uncharacterized. Lineage: Eukaryota; Viridiplantae; Streptophyta; Magnoliopsida; Proteales; Proteaceae. The transcript has a single exon. The record is from RefSeq and is a predicted model, not a curated record. Bases 60 to 548 code for a protein of 162 amino acids.
CUCCUCCUUGCAACCUCACAUUGGAAGAAGAAGGAGAGCUAGAGAGAGAGAGAGAAAAAAUGUCGGUAGUGACAGAGGAGAUAAGAGCUAAGGCAGAGGUGUGGUGUGGAGACGAGAUGGGACAACAGAAGACCAAAUUCUUCCUCAAAGAAGCAGGAUUACCGAACGGAUUGCUGCCUCUGAAGAACAUACUUGAGUGUGGGUAUGUGGAAGAGACGGGAUUCGUGUGGGUGAAGCAGAAAGAGAAGAUUGAGCACAAGUUCGAGAAAAUUGGGGAUUUGACCUCGUAUGCUACCGAGGUCACAGCCUAUGUGGAGCCGAAGAAGAUCAGGAAACUGACCGGAGUGAAGGUAAGGGAGUUGCUGUUGUGGAUCACACUCACUGAUAUCUACGUGAACGAUCCUCCUUCCGACGACAAGAUUAGCUUCAAGAGCAGCGUCGGUAUCUCCAAGACUUUUCCGGUGGCUGCGUUUCAGGUCGCGGAGAACGAUGGUCAGGGAGGAGUGGGAGUCGCCACCGCCAAGGAAGGAGCGGUAGUUGAGAUCUAGCUAUACCUAGCUAGCCUCUAUUGGUACUUCUACUCUACUGUACCAUCCAUAUAAAUGCCUUCGCUAGUCUACCGAUCCCCUCCGGCCACCUCCUAUGAUCCAUCCAUGGCUCUACUCUGUAGCAUGGUCUUUGUUUCUACCUUUUAAGUAUUAUUAUUCAAAUUCAAAGAGGUCAAGGAGUUCAUACCA